CCUCACGCCACUGCCAUGGCAACGGCUCGUGAAGUCACGGCGAGCGGGGCGGCUGCUGCGAGCGCGGGGUGCUGGGAUGGGAGCGUGGGAGGCAGCGCCGCUUCCCCCGCUCCGCUCCCGCGGCCCCCCCAGAAUGAGCUGUGUCCCCGGCAGCGCCGACGCCUCCGCCUGACCCCCGUGCUGCCCGCCGUGCCCGUGUCACCCUGCCCGUGUCACCCUGCCCGUGUCACCAUGCUCAUCAAGGAGUACCGCAUCUGCAUGCCGCUCACCACCGAGGAGUACCGCGUGGGGCAGCUCUACACCAUCAGCAAGCACAGCCAUCAGGAGAGCGAGAAGGGUGAGGGUGUGGAGGUGGUGAAGAACGAGCCCCACGAGGACCCCAUCCACGGCCCCGGCCAGUUCACUGAGAAACGUGUCCACCUCUCCAGCAAACUGCCAAGCUGGGCACGGGCAGUGACCCCCCGCAUCUUCUACAUCACCGAGAAGGCCUGGAACUACUACCCCUACACCAUCACGGAGUACACGUGCUCCUUCCUGCCCAAGUUCUCCAUCUACAUCGAGACCAAAUACGAGGACAACUGCGGGGACAGUGAGAAUAUCUUCCACAGUGACAAAAUCCUGGGUGAUCACGAGGUCUCUUUCCUGGACAUCGCCUUUGACGAGAUCCCUGAGCGCUACUACCGCAGCCUGGAGGACCCCCGUUUCUUCAGCUCGGCCAAGACGGGUCGGGGGCCGCUGCGGGAGGGCUGGCGCCAGCACACCAAGCCCAUCAUGUGCUCCUACAAACUGGUGAGCGUCAAGUUCGAGGUGUGGGGGCUGCAGACACGGGUGGAGCAGUUUGUGCACAAGGUGAUCCGGGAUAUCCUGCUGAUCGGGCACCGGCAGGCUUUCGCCUGGGUGGACGAGUGGUGCGACAUGUCCCUGGAAGAGGUCCGGGCCUUCGAGACUCAGAUGCAAGUGGCCACAAACCAAAAGCUGGGGAGCCAGCACCCCUAAGCCCCUCUGCCGGCCGGGGAUGGACACCCCGGACCCUGCCUUGCUGCCUGGGGGUGGGAGCAGGCAGGGGGACUUGUGCCCCCCUCCGCAUCCCGCGGCGGAGUGUCCCGUGUCCCAGCUGCCCUCCCUGCGUGUCCUCUGCCUGCGCUGCCUGCACUGCCGGUCCAUCCCUUACCCUCUACUGCCUGGGCUGGCGCUGGAGUUGGAAAGCUGGCUGUGCUGCCCAGCAUCCCCUUCCCUGCCCGUCCCCCUGUCCCCAGCCCCUGUCCCCUUGCUGUCCCCCUGCUCGGUGGGCAGCCGGGGCGCGGGCUGCCCCGGGAUGAGGGGGUGCCGGACGCGGCCGUGCCGAGCG
Catharus ustulatus (Swainson's thrush) is the source of this 1348-nucleotide messenger RNA. Its product is annotated as cytoplasmic phosphatidylinositol transfer protein 1-like. Gene Ontology annotation, biological process: phospholipid transport. Gene Ontology annotation, cellular component: cytoplasm. The record is from RefSeq and is a predicted model, not a curated record. Gene Ontology annotation, molecular function: phosphatidylinositol transfer activity; phosphatidylinositol binding. Lineage: Eukaryota; Metazoa; Chordata; Aves; Passeriformes; Turdidae.